AUGAGUGCAGACUGCAGCGGGUAUUAUACCGCGAGCAAUGCCUUCGUUCCCAACUUCACAUGUCCCAAACCCGACAGCGAUCUGGGCGCCAAUUAUUGCUGCGGCUUUAAUGAUAUCAAAUACUGCUGUGAUGACCCUAACAGUUUCUUCCCUUACCAGUACAGCUACAUGUGGUCGUUAAGUAUUGGUGCUCUUGUGGGAUUGUCUAUAGCAGCAGUGAUUCUUUUAACUUUUGUCAUCACAGUUUACGUUCUCUGCUACCUCUUCAUCUGCACUAAACCACAAUCCAGGCUGAAUACUGGAUUAGAUUUACAAGCACCAGGUCCUGACCAAAUUUUGGAGAACCCAAAUCAGAUCAAUGGACCAGGUACAAUUAGAAAACAAUUGUAAAGUUGGAGAUUAGAUUGCAACAAUCAGCCACCUGAACCUGACAGAUGGUUCCAGAGAUGUUUCAUGGCCACAGUGACAACCGUUAAUAUACAAGACUCCUCCUGA
Rhincodon typus (whale shark) is the source of this 495-nucleotide messenger RNA. RefSeq names its product protein shisa-like-2A. NCBI's taxonomy places the organism in Eukaryota, Metazoa, Chordata, Chondrichthyes, Orectolobiformes, Rhincodontidae. The transcript is spliced from 3 exons. The record is from RefSeq and is a predicted model, not a curated record.